This is a messenger RNA of Adineta ricciae, 1722 nucleotides long. Lineage: Eukaryota; Metazoa; Rotifera; Eurotatoria; Adinetida; Adinetidae. The record is from the annotation of a GenBank genome assembly.
AUGCAUCGUUCAAGUGAUUUAACAGAUGAGCCGAGCCGUUUGAAACAAUUUGCAUGGGAGCAUUGGGAGAAUCAAUCCUUCGCUGUUCUACUUCGACCUGGUACGUAUGGUCUUGAUCGUUAUGUUGUCAAGCGUUAUGUUGAACAAGUCCUAGCACAAUCCGACCGAUGGAAACAAUUGUCAUUCUAUUUUUCUAAUAUUUCUUCACCAGUUCGUACUUAUAACAUAACUUCGUAUGAAGUCGAACUCAUGCAAAAAAUACUCGAAUAUCAUCUCAAUAACACGUUACAUUUACGUCCUAUCACUAUAACAGACCAAUUAAUCGAAUAUGAAGAUCUACUGGAUUUUAUUCGUCGUCUCCAAGAUGUUGCCGGCUCAUUGCCCAAAUCUUCGAGUAAUGUUCGUCCCAUACCAAGCAAAAAAACUAAUCCAGCAUCUAUACCAAGUAUUCAUACAUCUUACGUUGUACCUCCGUCAGCCAAAUCCCUGCUACCAUCAAUACAGAAAACGAAUCCGGUGAAGCCUAUACUCGCGAAACCAUCGCCAGUCUCAACCAAUACUGCGUCAACUUCGUCACAGUCAACUAAAUCUUCUAACUCGAAUGCACAAGUCAAUGGUUAUAAUACGUCCGAUUCAUCAUCCACGCGAUUUUCUUCCAGUAAUAUUCAAGUGAAACCUAAUCUUAUAUCUCCGCCAAGUACAAACACAACGCAUCUAACAGCACCUGCAUCAUCCAAUCAAUCUAGUCUUUCUAUACCAUCUGAACUUUGUCCAACUUCAUUGUAUCAUGCUAAGAUAGAUGGUAGUGGUUGGGUACAAAUUAAUAAUGUUUUCUUGCCGUUCAUAAUCAAAGAUCGUCAACAACUUAUUCCAUAUCAAGUACUUGUUUCAUGUAAAAUCCUUGAAGUCGAUGAAUUACGUUCUACACUAACUCGUGCGACGUUAGCGGAUGUUACGCUUAUGAAUCGAAUGAUUCGUGAUUGCAAAAUAAACAAUGAAGAGAUCGCCGAAAACGCGCCAUUGAUUAACGUUCGCCAUGUUUUAGUUGGAACAAAGAAUCUGAUUUAUAUUAAAAUCUUACCGAAAGAUAAUCCAACAUCCAGAAUCAACCGACAAUAUAAAACUGUGCUUGCAUUACGUGGUGGUUCUCUCUAUAUAACAAAUCGCACAGUGCCAUUUGUUUGCUCAAGUAAUCAUUCUUAUAUUCCAUUGAAUGCCGUAUUAAGUAUCUAUCCGUAUUUACAAAGUCAAUUAAAACCGUUAGCACGUGUGCCUCGCACUCACGAAUUAGAUUUUCUUCAACUUGUCCAGAUAUAUCAUGAUGAAAAAGAAUUACCAUCGGAUACCCUAUUGAUUGAUUUAGAAGAUUUAAAUCAAACGCAAAUAAUUCCUUCGAAGAAUAUGACGUUACUCGAACAUCAUACGAGAGAAAAGAAUAAACUCGAACAGCAAAUAGCUCUACUGAACAAUUCACAAACAAGCGCUACAAAUAAACGAAAGAGUUCGGAAACACACGAGAAUAACCAAACACAACAGAAGAUGCGAUCAACAGCAAACUAUCCGUCGCAAACACCACCAUCUAUUCCAACAUUCAUUCGGCCUCCAACGGGCUAUUUUCCAGCUCAACCACCACCACCAUCAUCCUUUACUCCACAAUAUCAACAAAAUCAUUGGCUAUCAUCGAACAACUAUGGACAGCGUGGAAGAGCUCGUUGGCACUAA